AUGCCCGCGCCGAAGUCGAAGGCCUCCGCCGCAGGUGCAGCUGCCGCUGCCGCCGCCCUCCCGACGAAGAAGAAGCCCGUGAAGGUGGUCGAUGAGGACGAUGAGUUCGAGGACUUUCCAGCCGAAGGCAUGUCUUACGCGAUGCAUCCCCACCACCUCUACCACUGGUCACCCGAGACCGACGAAAAGAAUCAAGAUACCGGAAAGAAGCCGUGGGAGGAGACUUGGGACGACGAUGAGGCGCUCGAUAGCUUUUCGACGCAGUUGAAGGCGGAACAAGAGAAGCUCAAGAAAGCGAGCAAAUAA
Molecule: messenger RNA, 306 nt
Organism: Tricharina praecox
Lineage: Eukaryota; Fungi; Ascomycota; Pezizomycetes; Pezizales; Pyronemataceae
Product: 26 proteasome-like protein complex subunit Sem1
Exons: 3
Coding region: 1-306 (101 amino acids)
Biological process (GO): proteasome assembly; mRNA export from nucleus
Cellular component (GO): proteasome regulatory particle, lid subcomplex
Source: RefSeq, a predicted model, not a curated record